GUACUAUAUUACGCAAUGGCGGCGAGGCGAACCACAGCCCGGGCGGAGGGAUUCUGUGAGGACUACACCCAAGCGCUCGUCCGAUUGCAGCGGCUCCUCUUCAUCGCCGAGACCAGAAGAAAGCCGGGACGUGACGGAGCAGGGGGGUUUUUGCUUGCAGGAGGCCCGUUAAAACCACCGAUCAAACACAGCUCUGUCGCUCGAGAGACGUUUGUGACCCCCACCUUGAACCGACUUACCUUUUUUUUCCCCCCCAUCCUAGAACUUAAUUUCACAAACAUGUCCUGGCAAAGCUACGUGGACAACCUGAUGGCUGACGGCAGCUGCCAGGACUCGGCCAUUGUUGGGUACACGGACGCCAAAUACGUCUGGGCAUCGUUCGUCGGCGGCACAUUUGCCAAGAUUACGCCUGAAGAAAUUGACGUGUUAGUAGGAAAGGACCGAGAGGGAUUCUUCACCGGGGGUCUGACCUUAGGCAGUAAAAAGUGCUCCGUAAUCAGAGACAGCCUCAACAUCGACGGUGACUGGACAAUGGACAUCCGGACAAAGAGUCAAGGAGGAGAGCCAACAUACAACAUUUCUCUAGGCAAAGCCGGCAAAGCAUUGGUUUUUGUCAUGGGGAAGGAAGGUGUCCACGGAGGGCAGCUCAACAAGAAAGCUUUUACUAUGGUGGAUUACCUGAGGAAGACCGGAUACUAAAGCAGCCUGUACCCAGCCACCUAGCAGCUCACCCUUACCACCCUGUUGCAUUUUACACUAUUCUCAGUCCUAGUCGGUAGCUUUGAUUUUCUUUUUUUCUGCCUUCUCUCCUCCUCAUUUGUCCCCCCACCCCCACUUUUUUUGUCAUCCCCCCAUCCCUCUUCUGUGUUCUCUACCCCCUUAAGCACUAUAAGUUGAUCCAUAGCAAAGAUGAGCAUGUUCCCACCAGGUUGUCAUGGAAAAAUCUGUACGUGCCCAAGACCAGCAAAUAAAAAGAAUCUGGCCAAACACUCAGACAACGAAGGCGUCAAUUGGAAGUAGUUAAUUUUUUUUGUUUCUUUCCGUCACAGUGCCGAUAACUUGAUCCCUCCCAAAACCCCAUCGUACACACUCCCUCCCCGAGCAGCCAAUGCCUUUUGAGCACUUGAGCGUUAACCAAGCUCGUCAUGUCUUCCUUCUACCCACCCCCCAAAAAAAAUGUCCGUGAGGGGAGACUACGUGCAUAUCUCGGUCCAGUCGUUCUACUCCCUCCACACUCCUGCCAAAAUGUUCUGUUCCGCCCCUUUCCCUGUUCUCUGCAUCCUGUUUGCUCGAAGCAGGCGACUACAAACAUCACGAGACCCAUCUUCAGCCCCCCCCCCCUUCAGAUCCACCACUCCUGAAUAUGUUAAUGAAGGAAAGGCGGGGGGGGGGCUUCUCCUCCUCCAAUCACUACAACCUCCCCAACUACAUGAAGACCCCUGGACAUUCCACAGUAACAAUGGCUCAGGCACUUACAACUGUUUUUGUUUGCCAGCUCCUGUAAUAUAUUUUUAUUUGUUUUGUUUUUUUGAAAGGCUGCCAUUUUGGACAGUAGAUAACCCAGCAUAUAACCACCUGGAGGAUGUCCAGUUUGAUUUUUCUUUUUAUAGGACCAAGUGUAGUCGAAGCUUGGGUGUUUAUACAACUGCUCUAAACCAUGUGAAGAAUGACCGCUAACUUUUUCCCUCUCUCUGAUGAAGGAAACACUAGGCAGUAAUGCAUAUAAUGGUUAAAACAAAAUGAAGCUACAGGGGGAGGUAAGGGUGGGAGUAUCUGAAGAAAAUUCUCUUUUUUUGGUUUCUUCUCUGUAAUGUUUAAAAAACAAACGACUGAAUUUGUAUAAACCCACACUGUGUUGACAACUACAAAACUGUGGAAUGAAUUGCCUUCUACUCUGUAGUCAACUGAGCUCUGGGGUAUCACACGGUCUGUCCUCGUCAGUACUGCUAACUGUUAACGUCCAGCUGGAAAAAAGAAAAGUAGAAAUGACACUCGAUGGGAUCGGUUGGAGCGAAGACGCUCAGUCGUCUUGUCCAAACUUAACUACAGAACCUGUGUAUCCUGUGCCAUAACGUAGAGAUCUGUUGCUGUUGUACGAUGGAUUUUACCCACUGUCCACUGAAGUCAUUUCAUUGGCACUAUUUUUCUUUUCUUUUUUUAGCUUCAGCUCCACUGUUUAGGCCUUGUGGGAUAUGUGUACUCAUUAAAAAAAACCUGUUUCAA
Messenger RNA from Scophthalmus maximus (turbot), 2223 nucleotides. Its product is annotated as profilin-2. The transcript is spliced from 3 exons. NCBI's taxonomy places the organism in Eukaryota, Metazoa, Chordata, Actinopteri, Pleuronectiformes, Scophthalmidae. Gene Ontology annotation, cellular component: cytoplasm. The coding region runs from base 16 to 699 and encodes 227 amino acids. Gene Ontology annotation, biological process: actin cytoskeleton organization; regulation of actin filament polymerization; positive regulation of actin filament bundle assembly. The record is from RefSeq and is a predicted model, not a curated record. Gene Ontology annotation, molecular function: actin binding.